AUGAGCUCCAACAAGGCUUUGAUCUUCAAACAGAUCCCCCAAGGAUAUCCUGUUCCUGGGGAAGAUCUGACCAUCCAGCCAGCUUUAUACGAUAAGGAUAUCGCUCCCGUUGAGAACGGUAUCGUUGUACAGUCUUUAUAUGCUAGUUUCGACCCUUACAUGCGGGGUCGCAUGAGACCUGCCGACGCGACAUCGUAUAUUCCGGCAUUUGAGCUGGAUAAACCAAUUGACAGCUUUGGUAUCGCUAAGGUACUCCGCUCUAAUAAUGCUGCCUACAAAGAGGGUGACAUUGUCAUUGGCCAGAUCCCAAUCCAAGAGGUUGUUUCGCUGAAUGAAGACUCGAUUGCCAAAGUCCGCCUCCUCCAAAACCCCAUGAGGAUUGACCUGAGCGUUUUCCUGGGCGCCUUGGGUGAAACGAUCUUUAUCUCCUCUGCCAGUGGCGCUGUAGGUCAAGUUGUUGGCCAGCUCGCGAAGCAUGAGGGCUUGAAAGUCAUUGGUAGUGUGGGCUCGGAUGAGAAAUUGGAUUUUAUCUUGAAUGAGCUUGGAUUCGAUGGUGGCUUCAACUAUAAGAAAGAGACGCCCACGAGUGCCCUUGCUCGACUUGCUCCCCAGGGAUUGGAUAUCUACUAUGAAAAUGUCGGAGGCGAACAUCUUGAGGCGGCCAUUGACGCCUUGAAUCAGUUCGGCCGCAUCGUUGCCUGUGGUAUGAUUUCUGAGUACAACAGUGCUCCACACCCGAUCAAGAAUCUGUACAAGGUUGUGGCCAAGAGUCUUGAGAUGCGCGGGUUUAUUGUCAUAAACCCCGGCUUUGCCGAUGCGUACAUGGAGGAACACCAGAAGAAGGUACAGAAGUGGAUUAGCGAAGGGACAUUCAAGGCUCUGACCCAUGAGACUGUCGGUAUCGAGAACGCAGCCGAGGGUCUGGUGGGUAUUUUCUAUGGCAGGAACAAAGGUAAAGCUGUCUUGAAGUUUUAA
Messenger RNA from Aspergillus bombycis, 975 nucleotides. RefSeq names its product MDR family NADP-dependent oxidoreductase. The transcript has 2 exons. NCBI's taxonomy places the organism in Eukaryota, Fungi, Ascomycota, Eurotiomycetes, Eurotiales, Aspergillaceae. Gene Ontology annotation, molecular function: oxidoreductase activity, acting on the CH-CH group of donors, NAD or NADP as acceptor. Bases 1 to 975 code for a protein of 324 amino acids. The record is from RefSeq and is a predicted model, not a curated record.